Prunus avium (sweet cherry) is the source of this 2743-nucleotide messenger RNA. Its product is annotated as Pentatricopeptide repeat (PPR) superfamily protein. The record is from RefSeq and is a predicted model, not a curated record. Gene Ontology annotation, molecular function: protein binding. Lineage: Eukaryota; Viridiplantae; Streptophyta; Magnoliopsida; Rosales; Rosaceae.
AUUAGUUUAUCAACUGAAGUCGAAUUAAAUCGCAUAUGUGCGAGUAGGCCUCGGCAUUUCUCCUAUAACUGCAUAUCAUUUCCAGUAUUUUGGCCCCGCCUUGUUUCUCAAAAACCAAAUCCAUUUACUAACUCUCUAAAAUGUCCCUAAGAUCUCUCACCUCUAAACCCAAAACCCUUCACUCUAUCUUCCACUCUCUUCUCUCACCCUCCAAACCCAACACUCAUUACAAUCCCUUCUCUUCUCUCACUUACCAAAACCCACCACCUCCACCUCCACCAUCACCACACCUGGUGAAUGAGAUCUCACGCAUUCUCAGCGACCACAGAAACCCUCACCACGACUUGGAGCAUUCCCUCAAUCCUUUGUCUACCCAAAUAUCCACAAACUUGGUUGAACAAGUUCUAAAACGGUGCAAAAAUCUUGGCCUCUCUGCCCACAGGUUCUUUCUUUGGGCUAAAACAAUUCCGGAGUUUCAGCACAGUUUUGAAAGCUAUCACAUUUUGAUUGAGAUUUUGGGAAGUAGCAAGCAAUAUGCUGUGUUGUGGGAUUUUCUUAUAGAAGUGAGAGAGUCCAAGUGUUUUGAGAUUGUCCCAGAAGUUUUCUGGCUUAUUUUUAGAGUUUACAGUAGAGCUAAUUUGCCUCGUGACGCUAUUCGAGCUUUUAAUAGAAUGGUUGAGUUUGGAAUUAAGCCUGGUGUUCAUGAUCUUGAUCAGCUUAUGUAUACGUUAUGUAAAAGAAAACAUGUCAAGUAUGCCCAUGAGUUUUUUGAUAAAGUUAAGAGUGGGUUUGAAUUGAACGCUAAAACUUAUAGUAUUUUGAUGAGGGGUUGGGGCGACAUUGGUGAUUCGGAUGAAGCGCGUAAGUUGUUUGAUGAAAUGACUGAACGAGGAUGUUUGUUAGAUGUGCCUGCGUAUAAUAGUUAUUUGGAGGCUUUGUGUAAAGGUGGGAAAGUUGAUGAGGCAUAUAAGAUAUUCCGGGAGAUGGGGUCAAAUGGAACUGACCCGGAUGCUUGUACUUAUUCGAUUUUCAUUCGUGCAUAUUGUGAAGCCGAUGACAUUCAUUCGGUUUUUAGGGUGCUUGAUAGGAUGAGGAGAUAUAAUCUUUUGCCUAAUGUGUAUUCUUACAAUUGUAUUAUCAAGAAACUGUGUAAGAAUGACAAGGUGGAAGAGGCUUACCAACUUUUGGAUGAAAUGAUUGAGAGGGGAGUUAUGCCGGAUGCAUGGAGUUAUAAUGCAAUCCAAGCUUAUCAUUGUGACCAUUGCGAGGUUAACAGGGCUCUUAGGUUGUUAUAUAGAAUGGAAAAGGAUAACUGCAAGCCGGAUCGACAUACUUAUAAUAUGGUGCUGAAGUUGCUGAUUAGGAUAGGAAGAUUUGAUCGGGUGACGGAAGUUUGGGAGAGUAUGGAGAAGAGAGGAUUUUAUCCUUCUGUUUCAACAUAUUCUGUAAUGAUCCACGGUUUGUGCAAGAAGAAACAUAAGCUAGAGGAGGCUUGUAAAUACUUUGAGAUAAUGAUCGAUGAAGGCAUACCCCCAUAUUCUUCUACUGUUGAGAUGUUGAGGAACCGGCUUAGGGGUUUAGGGCUCCUUGAGUACGUUGAGAUACUUGCAAGUAAGAUGGAACAAAGCACUUCUUGCUCAAUACAAGAGUUGGCAAACUUGAUAAGAGGUAAUAAAACUUAUGCAACAUCUAGAAGUGAACAUACUGACAAUGAAAGUGAUUGAUAAAACAAAAGGCUGAGUAUCUGGGACUGGCAGGAUCUGCAUGACUCAGUUUCCUGAGUCUGAAGAGAGCUCUCCGGAUGAACUGUCAGAUAUUGACAUUGGCAUCAUAUGAUUGGAGAAAUCUUGAAAAGAUUGUGGGUUGUUAUCUGAAGGGUUAGUUACUUACCCCUCUACAGUAUAAUUGUGUUUCUGGAUUUUCGUUUAUUAUGGAAUAAUGUUUUGGGGACAAAUUGAUUUAUUGUUUAUGUUCGUUAUAUUCAAAAUACACAUAAACAACUAUAUCUAAAGUCAUCCAACAAAAAAAAAACUCUUGCAGGCCUUAAAAAAAAAAGAAAAAAAAAGAAAAAAGAAGAGAGAUGAGAGGGGUACAGAUCAAGGGGAAGAGGGCAUCCAAAUUACUUUGAAGAACUCAAACUUGUUGUUUUACACCUUCAGUGAAAUUAAUCUGCUUCUGUUGUAUCAACACAACAUGAUAAAUCAUGAACCCAAUAGAGCAUGGAGACUGAUGAAAAAAUAAGUAUUUAGGGGGUAUGGGUUAUGAGGAGGAAAAGAUAAGUGUUGGUGAUGAAGGAGGACGAUAUAGGGUGUGGGGAGGGAAACCAAGGGAGGCCAUGGCAGAUCUAGGGAAGAUAGAGGCGUUGACUUAUUGCUAUUUAGUUUAAUUUUAAUUCUUUGAUUAAGUAAUUAUGUGACAAAUGACAUAAGUUGCCAUCUCAUGUACCACAUAAAUUGUUAAGUAAGUUGGUCACCGUAGCAUUACGAUUAGACAUAAUCUUAUUCAUCUUAGUUCCAGCUGUUUGGGAAAUUCAUAAUCCUACUACAUUUAGGCUUGUAGGUUUAGACAUAAUCAAAUCCAAGUUCUGUUUAGGCCACUAAGCAUCUUACCAAGAUUGUAAAUCCUAUUCGGUCAUAUGGUUAAAAAGUUAGGAUGCAUAUAACCCAAAAGAAUAAAGAAAAAGAAAGAUAUAGUAUUACAUGUACAACAAAUCCCUGCCAGAACCAUUGGAGAAAGACUUCAG